CUCCCCACCCAGCCCACAACCUUAUCGCAAAAACAACCUCAUCUCAUUUCUCUCACCAGCCCUCUUUUCCCACAACACAACCCCGAAUUUCCCAUACCCCCCAAACGCCAAACGUUAAUUUAGUUGUCAUGAAGCUAAUUCCCCGUGAGGUUUGUUAACCUUAUUUGAUUAUCUUAUGUUCCGCUACACUUUUCUUCCCUCCCGAGGAAUGGAGGUUAACCGACUAGACAGCUUGACAAGCUCGUGAUUGUUUCGCUGGUUGGUUCUUUGGCGCAGAAACGCCUUGCAAGGGGUGUUAGGUUGAAUGAGACCGAGGCUAGGGUAUUUUUCCCAACUAAAUUCAAUUAAUCAAGUGAUUGCGAUCGUGAUUUCUGGGGCUAAUUUCCUUUCUCCUCCAAUAAGGCACUCAUUUCUAAUAAUCUUCAAGAGGUAAUAUUAUUUUUGUCCCGGAGUGGUGGUAAUGUUAAUAGCUAAUUCCGCCUAGUUGAUCCGCGAUGGAAAAUACAGUGUCGACGAACUCGUGACAGAAGGCAAGACCAUGCUCGGGCGCAGACACGUUCUCCCGCACGUAGCCAGUACUCUGAAAGAGAUCCAAGUAGAAGGAACAUUCCCGGACGGAACUUAUCUCGUCACAAUUUGCUCCCCAAUUUCAUCCGAGGAUGGGGAUCUCGAAAAAGCACUCUAUGGUUCUUUUCUGCCAAUCCCUUCUCAGGACUUGUUCCCCUUUGUGGAUGUGUCAGAAUACGAACACGAGAAGCAACCGGGUGCCGUUAUAGCAGUUAAAGGGCCGAAGAUUGUCCUCAAUGAAGGGAGAAAUAGGUGCAUUCUUCGUGUCACCAACAGGGGUGACAGACCAAUCCAGGUCGGGAGUCACUACCACUUCAUCGAAGUCAAUCCGCACCUAGAGUUUGACAGGAUCCGAGCCUUUGGCUAUCGUCUCGAUAUUCCUGCUGGGACUGCUACUCGCUUUGAACCAGGGCAAAUUAGGACGGUCAACCUUGUCCAGAUUGGCGGACGCAAAAUCAUAACUGGAGGGAACAAUGUUGCUACUGGGCGCCUUGAGAUAGGUAGGAUUCCGGGGAUUCUGGAGAAUUUGCAAAAGGGUGGGUUUUCUCACGUCCCUACUCCGGUCAUAUCGCUUGAGGGAGUUGAGCCGUAUUCCAUGGAUAGGGCUGCCUAUGCCGCUAUGUUUGGUCCCACUACCGGCGACAUGGUGCGCUUGGGUGAUACCAAGCUUUGGAUUAAGGUCGAGAAGGACUAUACUGUCUACGGGGACGAAUGCAAGUUUGGCGGCGGAAAGUCACUGAGAGAGGGAAUGGGCCAGGCAAGCGGCAGAUCCGAUGCUGAAACUUUGGACCUGGUCAUUACCAAUGCGCUUGUUGUGGACUAUACUGGCAUUUAUAAAGCCGACGUCGGUGUCAAAGGCGGUUUUAUCACUGGUAUCGGAAAGGCAGGAAAUCCGGACAUGAUGGAAGGUGUGCAUGAGGGGAUGGUUGUGGGCUCUAACACUGAUGUUAUCGCCGGGGAAGGGAAAAUCCUCACGUAUGGUGGUUUCGAUUCUCAUGCAAGUACUCCCUAACGCAUUUUUGCGCGGUCUAGUACUAAUGUGCUAUAAGGUCCACCUCAUCUGUCCCCAGCAAGCAGAGGAGGCAUUGGCAUCGGGCAUUACCACGAUGCUAGGCGGUGGUUGCGGUCCAACGUGAGUUCUUCCCCUAAUAUUGAGUUACACUGGGUAAAACUUUAUAAUAGCACUGGAACGAAUGCAACAACCUGCACCCCAUCAAUGUUUCAAAUUCGUCAAAUGCUGCAGGCAGUCGAUACCCUUCCUGUAAAUUUCGGUAUAACCGGCAAAGGCAACGAUUCCUCUCCAGAGGGGUUAGAGGACCAAUGCCGUGCCGGAGUUGUUGGUCUCAAGCUUCAUGAAGACUGGGGAACCACGCCGGCUGCAAUAGACACGUGUCUAUCCGUCUGCGACAAAUAUGAUGUCCAAUGCCUCAUCCACACGGAUACGCUCAAUGAAUCUGGCUUUGUGGAACAGACCAUUGGCGCUUUUAAAGACCGUACGAUCCAUACUUACCAUACCGAGGGAGCGGGUGGCGGUCAUGCGCCGGAUAUCAUACGCGUCGUGGAACAUCCCAAUGUUCUCCCCUCCUCGACUAACCCUACCCGCCCUCUGACCAAGAACACAAUUGCGGAGCAUCUCGACAUGCUAAUGUGUUGUCAUCAUCUGUCAAAGGAACUUCCUGAGGACAUUGCUUUUGCGGAAUCUCGUAUUCGUGAAGAGACUAUUGCUGCGGAAGAUGUCCUCCACGACAUGGGAGCUAUCUCAAUGAUGUCCUCGGAUUCACAGGCAAUGGGCCGUUGUGGCGAGGUGAUUCUCCGGACCUGGAAAACUGCAUCAAAAAAUAGAGGGGAGAUAGGUCCCCUGGAGGAAGACAAGAAACUCGAAGCAGACAAUACCCGUGUGAAACGCUACAUUUCAAAGUACACUAUUAACCCUGCCAUCGCGCACGGGAUGUCACAUCUUGUCGGUUCCGUUGAAGUAGGCAAACUCGCAGAUCUAGUCAUCUGGACUCCUGCCAACUUUGGCACAAAACCCACACAGGUUUUGAAAUCCGGGCUCAUUGCAUACGCACAAAUGGGUGAUCCAAACGCUUCUAUUCCAUCUGUCCAGCCAGUCCUAGGAAGGAAAAUGUUCGCAGCAAGUGUGCCCGAGGCGAGCAUUACGUUCGUCUCCCGUGUCUCCCUGGAAACUGGGACGGUGCAAGCCUAUGGUCUGAGGAAGCGUGUGGAACCUAUCCUGGGAUGCCGUGGGAUCGGCAAGAAGGAUAUGAAGUAUAAUGAUGCGAUGCCGAAGAUGCAGGUCGAUCCAGAGAAAUUUGUAUGUUUCCUGUUUAAUUUGCAUGGACUGUUGUGAAUGGUGCUAAUAGGAGUGUAGACUGUUGUUGCCGACGGGGUAACAUUGAAGAGUCCUGUUUCCGACAAGCUACCAUUGACUCAAGGAUACUUCAUGUUUUAGUUUGGAUUUCCUACUUGUUUGUUUUUCGUGGGUGGAACGGAAUAGCAAGCUUGAGAAAGUGUUGAAUAGUCUGGAUUGGUCCCGGGGGAUGGUAUCCUUCUGUUUAACCCUCUCGAGUGAUAUAUUGUGAUGUGAAUACCUUGUGUGACGAACAAUAUGGUCAUGUGCUCGUAGACUGUUGAUGAUGUGCCGAGUGGGUGCCCGGGUUUUAUGUUAGGUAAAGCACUUUAUCGAUACUCAUCCGUAGCUGCAU
Molecule: messenger RNA, 3272 nt
Organism: Tuber aestivum (summer truffle)
Lineage: Eukaryota; Fungi; Ascomycota; Pezizomycetes; Pezizales; Tuberaceae
Source: the annotation of a GenBank genome assembly